Molecule: messenger RNA, 1303 nt
Organism: Corticium candelabrum
Lineage: Eukaryota; Metazoa; Porifera; Homoscleromorpha; Homosclerophorida; Plakinidae
Exons: 1
Coding region: 33-1148 (371 amino acids)
Biological process (GO): carbohydrate metabolic process
Molecular function (GO): isomerase activity; carbohydrate binding
Source: RefSeq, a predicted model, not a curated record
UGAGUGCAUGCUAUUCUAGUGAUCUCGACUACAUGUUGCUUGCUCUCGUUCUCCAAUUCGCUGCAAUCGCAGCCUCACCGUCCGUCUCUCCCGUCUCUGCUGCCCUAGAGAGCGAGGAAUCUCGUUGUGAUCGCUUCGAGGUCGUCAACGACGAAUUCGGUGAUCUCCACCUGAAGGUACUUCGAAACGCCCAAACGAACGAGUCCGUGUCGAUCAUUUAUGAUUUCGGUGGACGCAUCGAAGAGAUCCAGCUGCGAUCGAAAGUGACGGGUAAACUGAAAUCGGUCAUAUGGACGCACGACCGCAAUGCGACGUCGGUGAGAGAGAACGGAAGCUGGAGGGGACAGAUCCUGUUGCCUUAUGCCAAUCGAGUGAACAAAGGGAUCUACGAGUUCGAGGAGACGUUCUAUCGCUUGCCAAUCGCCGAUUUCGAUCGCCAUCACGCCAUGCACGGUCUCAUAUACAACAGAACGCUUACGGUUGUCGAUCAGAUGGCUGGAGACGACGGGGCUGUUGUUAUUCUCGGUUAUAAUUUCACUGGCGAGGACUUGGGGUAUCCUUUCUUACUGGAAGUGAUCUUUACGUACAGUCUUCGAUCUGAGGGAUUUUUCUUUAAGGUUCGAGCGCGGAAUGUGAUGGAACGAGAUCCGUUACCGUUUCAGGUCGGUUGGCAUCCCUAUUUUCUUGUGUCGGUCGUGUCGGAGGCGAUCGUUACAUUCGAUCGGUCGACACUCUGGAAUCACGUCGACGUGAGUAAUAAUUCUAACGUCUACUCCGAUCUCAUACCGACCGGUCUCACACAUCUGUGGGACAACUUUACCCGUGGGACUCCAAUUGGGGGUACAAUGAGGCACCCGACGUUUUAUGAUGAUGAAUCCAAGGCCACAAAGCCACCUCAACUGAGUAGACAUUUUGUGACGAGUAUCUAUGAUCCUGUCACCUCGGAUGUGACGGUUCUGAGGCAAGAGGGGUUGGCGUUUCCGUUUCUGCAUGUGUAUACUGGAGCUGCGGGCAGUUUUGGAGUGCAGGCUGUGGCGUUGGAGCCCAUGUCGGGUAUGGCCGACUGCUUCAAUAAUAUGAACGAUCUGAUUGUGUUGAAUGGGUUUGAGAGUUGGGUGGGAGAGUUUAGUGUUAGAUUGAGCGAUUGAGUGUUGCAUAUAUGUUAUGUGUUGAUGGAAAUGGAGGAUUAGAGUAUAUGUGUAGAGGUGAGUAUCUAAGUUACAUGUGUGUUGAAGGUGUCGAUGUCAUGAAAGUGCGUGAAGUUGAAAUGAGAGAUAUGCUAGCUGCUGAUCUUAGCAAGGAA